AUGGGUUCAGCUCAUAGCGGCAUGUCUAUCACACUUUCCAGCACCACGCCUAUAUUCAUGCUCUCCAGAUAUCGCAAGUCCGGAAGUCAAUCUUAUUCGCCGCUUGAAAUCGCUAUUGAUAUCUCGAUGUGCUUGCUCUUGCUCGGAGUAUACAUUUCCGGAAUCUUCAUCCUUGCUUCCCGAGAGAUUGGCGAAUGGGCAGAUAUCUACAACUACAAGCUUGCCCGUGGUAUUCCACAGGUUUACUCCAACCUCUCAUGUAUCCUCCUCAGUCUGUUAUACUUGCGCUCAUUUGCUCAGGGGUUCUUCCACAAAUGUAUCAAGCCUAUGUUCGAGGCCCGUCGUGUUAACUACACCCUUUGUCCAGCCUGCGACCGGUCUGUGGACGCUCCUAUGACCCAGAGUCAGGAUGUGACUGUGGCGGGACAGGAAAGACCCUCUAUCUCGACUGAUAAUCUGCAGGGUUUGUAUACUGAUGAUGUUGAGUCCCAGCCGUUGUUACCUCAGAGCUCUCUGGGUGUGGAAGAUAAGCAGACUACUGGUAUCGUGACCAAUAACUGA
Penicillium atrosanguineum is the source of this 561-nucleotide messenger RNA. RefSeq lists its product as uncharacterized. The record is from RefSeq and is a predicted model, not a curated record. The transcript is spliced from 3 exons. The coding region runs from base 1 to 561 and encodes 186 amino acids. NCBI's taxonomy places the organism in Eukaryota, Fungi, Ascomycota, Eurotiomycetes, Eurotiales, Aspergillaceae.